This is a messenger RNA of Ochotona princeps (American pika), 2266 nucleotides long. RefSeq names its product GRAM domain containing 1C (gene GRAMD1C). Gene Ontology annotation, molecular function: sterol transfer activity; sterol binding. The record is from RefSeq and is a predicted model, not a curated record. Lineage: Eukaryota; Metazoa; Chordata; Mammalia; Lagomorpha; Ochotonidae. The transcript has 18 exons. Gene Ontology annotation, cellular component: endoplasmic reticulum membrane; plasma membrane; endoplasmic reticulum-plasma membrane contact site. Bases 65 to 2062 code for a protein of 665 amino acids. Gene Ontology annotation, biological process: intracellular sterol transport.
CCCCUGCCCUUGGCGGGGUCCUGGGGCGCGCAGGCGCGGCUCCGUGGCGGCGGAGGGAGCCGCGAUGGAGGGCGCGCUCGCUGUCCGCCAGGUAGCAAGUAAAGGGGAGUCAAGAACUGCCACUGAGUCACAGGAAGAGGGAGAGGAACUUCCCAGUCUCGCUGUGGGGGAAAACGCUGCCACAGUGUCACCGAAAAAGCAGGGAGUGACUCUGCAUAACUGGAGUGCUGACUGGAGCUUUUGGAUUUCAAGUUGUACUUAUAAAGACAGAAGUGAGGAAUACAAACGACAGUUUACACAUCUUCCUGAUACAGAGAAGCUGAUAGCAGACUAUGCUUGUGCUCUUCAGAAGGACAUUUUGCUUCAAGGACGACUCUACCUUUCAGAAAACUGGCUAUGUUUCUAUAGCAACAUCUUCAGAUGGGAAACUGCAAUUUCGAUUGCUUUAAAGAAUAUAACCUUUAUGACCAAGGAGAAAACGGCUCGACUCAUCCCAAAUGCUAUCCAGAUCAUUACAGAGGGUGAAAAGUUUUUCUUUACAUCAUUUGGUGCAAGAGAUAGAAGUUACCUCAGUAUCUUUAGGUUGUGGCAGAAUGUGUUAUUAGACAAGAGCCUGUCCAGACAGGAAUUCUGGCAGCUGGUCCAGCAGAACUAUGGCACUGAGCUAGGCCUGAGUGCUGAAGAGAUGGAAAGCUUGUCACUGUCAAUUCAGGACAAUGGGCAAUCAAGAACUCCAGGAAGAAGCAGUUUGGAUGACUCCGGGGAAAAAGAUGAAAAAUUAUCCAGAUCCAUCAGUUUUACUCGUGAGUCAAUUAACCGAGUUUCAGAAACAGAAUCCCUGGAUGGAAAUUCACAAAAAAAGGGGUUGGGGAAAGAAGAUUCUCCAAAUGAGAAGCAGGUCAGAAAGAGUCCCCUACUAACUUCAGAAAAGAGGUUAAUUAGAGUCCCAUCAAAAGCCCUGGACUUGAAUAAAAAUGAGUACCUUUCCUUGGACAAAAGCAGCACUUCGGAUUCCAUUGAUGAAGAAAAUAUUCUUGAGAAAGAUCUUCGUGGAAGACUUUACAUCAACCGUGUUUUUCACAUCAGUGCGGAGAAAAUGUUUGAAUUGAUUUUCACCAGCUCACGCUUCAUGCAGAGAUUUUUCAAUUCCAGAAAUAUAAUAGACAUAGUAUCUACUCCUUGGACCGUGGAAGCUGGAGGUGAUCAGCUGAGAACCAUGACCUACACUAUCGUCCUUAACAAUCCUCUUACCGGGAAAAGCACCAGUGCCACCGAGAAGCAGACUCUGUACAAAGAAAGUCGAGAAGCACAGUUUUACAUGGUAGAUGCGGAAGUCCUGACACAUGAUGUUCCCUACCAUGAUUACUUCUACACCGUGAACAGAUACUGUAUUAUUCCAUCUUCAAAACAGAAGUGCAGGCUGAGAGUUUCUACAGAUAUGAAAUACAGAAAGCAUCCAUGGGGCAUUAUCAAAUCUCUUAUUGAGAAGAAUUCCUGGAGUUCAUUAGAGCACUAUUUCAAACAACUUGAGUCGGAUUUGUUAAUGGAAGAAUCUGUGUUGAAUCAGUCCAUUGAAGAACCUGGAAAACUUAGUGGCCUGCGAAGGAGAAGGCGAACAUUCAACCGGACAGCAGAAGCACCCCCUAAACUUUCUUCGCAGCGUUCUUCUGGAGAUGUAGCCUUUGAGGCCAAAGGGGAUCUCACAGGAAGGAAGAAGGAAGUGGAAGACUACAGCACCGCCCUGGUGGUGGUGAUGAGUAUUUUUUUGCUGUUGCUAGUUUUGCUCAAUGUGACACUAUUUUUGAAACUGUCCAAGAUAGAACAUGCUGCUCAGUCGUUUUACCGGCUCCAUCUCCAAGAAGAAAGAUCUUUAAAUUUAGCCUCUGAUGUGGUGUCAAGAGCAGAAAAUACUCCAAAAAGCAAAGAUCAAGCCCAUCAUUUAAAAGGAGUGCUCCAAGACUCCAUAGUGAUGCUUGAACAGUUGAAGAGCUCCCUUGUGAUGCUUCAGAAAACUUUUGAUCUACUAAAUAAGAACAAGACUGGUACGGCUGUGGAAAGCUAGUGAUCUGAAGGCCUGCAACUGCUGACAGCUUGACACUCAGAACAUCCUGCAAGACAAACAGAGGGUGAAGGACUUUAAUGGUCGUGGGAACAUUGCCAUGUUUUCUCCUUACUGAGAUUUCUAGUGUUUCUAAGUCUUUUCAAAAACAUUUGUUUGAUAAUUAGACGAUUCACUUCUCACAUAUUUCUUUUUAUAUAAACAGAC